Molecule: messenger RNA, 357 nt
Organism: Tetrahymena thermophila SB210
Lineage: Eukaryota; Ciliophora; Oligohymenophorea; Hymenostomatida; Tetrahymenidae
Exons: 2
Source: RefSeq, a predicted model, not a curated record
AUGAAUAACAAUUCCUAGGUAGAAGCAUAAUAAAGUAAUAGAUAGUCAGCUCCUAAUGGACCAAGAGCACAAGGAGCUAAUGCAUAAGCAAAUGAAAAAAUUUCAGUUAAGUUUAAUUUCGCAGAAGUUUAAAAGUUCGUAUAGUUUGAAUUCCCUCGUAAAUUUUGUUUGAUAGAAUUGAGAUAUACUUUCGCAAAAGUCUUAGAUUUAGAUUUGUUUGGCAGAUAACUUGAGUUUUCAUUAGUAAAAUCACCAAAUGAGAGAAAAAAAUUAGAUGAGCUAAAAUCUUUGUAGGAUUAAGAUCUAACUGAAAACCAUUAUGAAAUUGAGGUUAGAAUGACAGAAUAUGGAGCUUGA